Messenger RNA from Aphis gossypii (cotton aphid), 585 nucleotides. Its product is annotated as death-associated inhibitor of apoptosis 1-like. The record is from RefSeq and is a predicted model, not a curated record. The coding region runs from base 49 to 423 and encodes 124 amino acids. NCBI's taxonomy places the organism in Eukaryota, Metazoa, Arthropoda, Insecta, Hemiptera, Aphididae. The transcript is spliced from 2 exons. Gene Ontology annotation, cellular component: cytoplasm; nucleus; spindle microtubule. Gene Ontology annotation, biological process: regulation of cell cycle.
AUCAAGUUUAAUUCAUUUAAGUUUUUUUUAUUUUUUUUUUUAUAAAAAAUGAAUUUUCAACAAAUUAACAACAGUUUUUGUUCACUUGUUUCGUUAGUACGAAACAAUGCAUAUCCUACAUAUCCAGAAUUCACUACAUUUAUAUCAAGAUUGAAAACAUUCAAUUUAUUUCCGUUGACUUCAUCUCAAGAUAAAUACUCAUUAGCUGAAAGCGGUUUUAUAUAUUCAGGGAAAAAAGAUAUUGUUGAAUGUUUUUGCUGUGGUAUUAUAUUGCAUCGUUGGGAAAAAGAAGAUAAUCCAUGGAUUGAACAUUCAAGAUGGAAUCCGAAAUGUGUUUUUGUAUUAUUAUCAAAAGGAAAUCAGUUUGUUGAAAAUGUAGUAAAAAAAUAUGAAAAAAUUGGAAUCAUACCAAAAAACGUUUGAUACAGCUUAUACGUUAAUUAAGUCUGACGUAAAUGGGUUACCAUCAUCUUGUCAACGAAACGAAUUUACAAAUCAAUAUAUUCAAAAUUAUGAUUUCAGCUACAGCAAUAUACAAAGUGAAGAUUGUUCAUUUAUGUACGAGUUAUUACAAUUUCAUUUUAA